Rhipicephalus sanguineus (brown dog tick) is the source of this 3769-nucleotide messenger RNA. RefSeq lists its product as uncharacterized. The record is from RefSeq and is a predicted model, not a curated record. NCBI's taxonomy places the organism in Eukaryota, Metazoa, Arthropoda, Arachnida, Ixodida, Ixodidae. Bases 286 to 3555 code for a protein of 1089 amino acids. The transcript is spliced from 29 exons.
GGCUGUCCAGCAACAAGGUGCUACUGGUGUUAUGUCGGUGGUCGAGAGCAUCACGAGUGAAGCGCUCGAGCCCGCUGUGCGCUUGCAUUUUUCGCGCUUCCCUUCACCGCGGGACGAGUGCUGACUGAACGCAUCCAUCGUGGCGGAAUGCCAAGUUUCCUCCUGAAUGGUGCAAACUUUGUCGCCGCGACGCAGUGACAUCCAGCGACAGUUAUGUUCGCAACGCUUCCUGACAGAAACAGCGCUUGCCAUGGGUUGUCGUCGAGGCCACUUUGAAACAGAGUCAUGGAUCUUGUGGAACCUGAAAGGGAAAGCCUACAGUUCUACAUUGACCCUGGUGAACUGCCCGAAGAGUUGGCAGGUGCCGUCCAAGCAAUAAAACAGGCAGCUGAAAGCGUCCUAUUUCGGUGGAAGAAGUUUCCCUUGCGCCUGCCAGCACCUGUCUUCGAUCUUCCGCCCACCCUGCUCAGCUCUGAUGGGGAUGGCCGCAAGACUCGCACGACCAGCUUGCGGGACGUGUUCACAGCGCCCAACUUCGAUGAGGCCGAUGCCGUGGUGCGGGACGCCAAGGGUCGGCCACCCAGGCUAGACCAGGCACAGCUGCGCUCCAUACAGGACCGUGGAGAACUUGAGGUGGGCAGCCGAGUGUUUCCGGGAUGCACCCAUCGCUGGCGCCUGAGCCGGGCAGUGCAGAGCGGCCGCGCAGGCACCUGGCAGGUGCUGCUGCGGGACGUGGCACUGGCCCUGCGCCUGCUGCUAGUCACUGCACGCAACCGCAUCGGUCACCCCCACUUUCUCAGCCUGUGGGCUUCAGGAACCGCCCUGGCCAGAGCUUCCUUCUUGCUCCUGGAUGCUCUGGUUGGACUUCCAUCGGUGUCUGCCACUCUGUUGGUGUCCAGACUGCAAGAGGAGCGGGUCAAGCACCUCGUUGCUGAGCUCACCAUCGAGGCGGAUGCGGAAAACCAGUUGGAGCAGCUGUGCCUGUUUGUACGCUACCAAAUCAAGAAGCAGACAUUCGAGAAGUGCCACAUUGGGGAGGAGAGGCUACCCACUGUGCCUUAUGUCUACAAGACACCCAAGGGCCAGAUGAUUGACCUGCGGCUCUACAAUGCCGAGCUGCUGCGGAGUGCCAUGCCAUUUCUGGUGCACAUCUUGGAGAGGGAGCUGCGUGGUUGGUUCCCCGCUUUUCGGGAAGCCCUGGUGGCCAAGCUGAGAGCAAAGAAGCUGUCUGACUGUGACAUUGAGAAGCAAGCCAAAGUGGCCGUGCAGGACGAGUACGUGCGACGUGUGUCGGAGGCGGUGGGUCGUGACCCGGCCCUGGAGAGCCUGGCGCCAGGACUGGGUCAGCUGCUCGCCGAGCAGGCCCAAGCAGCCGUGCUCAUCCAGCGGGCUCUGGACGUCGUGCACGACAGAACUGCACACUACGUGGCUCAGGAGAAGGAACGACUACAAGAAGAGUUUCCUGUGCUCUCCUUAAUUGGACCAUGGCUGCGCAGUCAGCUUUAUGAAGUUCAGUGCCAGCUGGAGCGCGAGCACUGCCUGGAGGCCCACGAGACAGCGCUGGCCUUGUGCAGGGAGCGGGGUCUUGCCCAGGCAGCCUACUUCGUGGCACGUGACCUGUCCUUCCUGCGCGAACAGGCCCCCGCACUGGCAGCCGAGCUGGCGCGGCUGCGUGCUCCCACCCGGACAUUCACCUGGCAGACGCACGUGUGGAGGCCCUCACAGUGGCAGGUGCGGCGUGUGGGUGGCCCCUCGGGCCCCGAGCCCCCGAUGGGUGACACCCUGCUCCUGGGCGAGCGCCCCACGUACGUGGCCGAGAAGCAGUGCACCCGGCUCACCUCCACCCGGCUGCCCCUGUGGCGCUGGGGCAAUUUCUGCCACCGGGUCUGGGCACACACCUGCAAUGCCAUGUUCCUCCUCGGGAUCCUGAUACCUUGGUGCAGUCCUCUGAGCUUGCGUAGUCUGGUGCUUCCCCGUCCCUUCAUGCCAGACUUUGAGGUCAACCAGGAAGAUGGAAGACUACAGCCGCGCAAGUCGUCUUCCACCCAGACACUCUGCUCCCGACUGCUCUCCCUUUGGAGGCACAUCUCCAAGUCAAGAACAGACUUUGAAUCUCAACCAGACUCUGGUUUUGUGGGCAAAGGCCUGAGCCGGCAAGUGAACCGUGCCUGGAACUACCUCGUCAAGGGCCUGGUGGGCACGGUGCUGCUGGUGCUGGUCUUCCCCGUGCUCUCAUUGGUCGUCUGCCUGACAUCUCUGGUGGCGGCACUCCUGGCUCCCCUCUGGAUGCCAUGUGUGAUGCUUGCCUUCCACCUACUCAUGGUGCUCGCCUAUGACUUCGACUCGCCAAGCCCGGAGCGCAACCGUAUCUGCGUGCUUGGUGAGGCCAUCCUCUGGCAGGGGCUUGUGCUGGGCCUGCUUCAGCCGAUUGCAGCGGCCGUCAUAGCCUUGGUGCUGUGUCCCAUAGCGGCUGGCUUCAUUCUCUUGGUUGCGGUGUUUCGGUGGGCAGCGGUGCGGUGUUGGGAUGCGCUGUUGUUUCAUGGUGUCAUCAAGCGCCGAGCCCGGGUGCCGGUGGGCGACAGCUGGAUGGUAACACGGGUGGCGGGACCUGGACUCUCACAGGACCAUUUGUACCAGAUAAAUCCGGAGCAAGCCCUCACAGCAUUCUUGGCCAAAGUGGAAUUGGAGCAGCUCUCCAUCUACGGGCAACAAACGGAACAGCAGAUAUUGGAGCCCCUCAAGGCUUAUGACCAAUUUGUGGAGCAGUGCUUCAGUCCAUUUGCGUCCACCCUGGCACGAGACAGGAGUCCCUAUCGGGACCUCGAGGCCGAGCUGAACAACAUGGUGUCGGCGCUCAAGGCGGAAGUGGACAAGCGCAAGCGUGAGCUGCAGCUGGGCCUGGGCGUGGGCUGUCGCCAGCGGACACGCAUGACGGCUGCUGGCCUGCACUCGGCGCUGGUCGCAGGGUCCAGUUUGGCCCAACACCUGCUGCCCCAGCUGCCCUCAGCCCACUGGCAGGACCGGGGGCUCGAGGAGAAGGACUGGCUCGGCUUGGCAGCCCAGCUGUACUCUGAAACAUUCUCACCCGAGUUCUUGGUGCCCCUGCUAGAGGAUGAUGUGGCCUUUACGCUCCAGGUGGUGGACGUGGAUCUGACUAAGUACAGGGAGCUUGCGCAGACGCACGGAGCCGUGGACAUAGACACAUCCAGGGUUGUCCACCUUCCCAAAGGGAAGAUCCACAUACACACUCCUUACCUGGAUCCAUCUGCGUUCAACCCUCAGUCAUCAGCUGCUGGCCACACAACCACGUCCAAAACUAAAAGGCCCCCAUGGAAGCGGCAGGAGAGCGGGAGUGAGCGACCCAGUCUUCCCCCGGCUGUCCCCCACCCGGCCAAGAUUGCACUGAUCAUCUUCAACCGUGAGAAUGAGACCCAAUACCGUUGGACUCGGAUGCCUGCCAGCAGGUUCUCAAGGCUGUCUACAGUGGGAGCAGCACUGCACAGCCCGUCGGGAGCAGCGGGGCUAGCAGCAGUGGCACUCCGAGCAUCCAGAUGACACCGUCAGCCGAGGACGUCAGUCUCGAGCCACAGGGUCAGAGGGCUACGUACACCCACGGAGGCCCACACAAUAGCACCUGCGUAUGACAAGCGGCCACUGGUGGUUUCGGUUGGGCAUGACGCGGUUUGUCGUCUCCAGCUACACGACACGGUUGCUGCGACAAUAUGCAUAUGAGCUGCAUGCAUAUGAGCUUCGUAUGCGUUACGAGCUG